Molecule: messenger RNA, 702 nt
Organism: Closterium sp. NIES-65
Lineage: Eukaryota; Viridiplantae; Streptophyta; Zygnematophyceae; Desmidiales; Closteriaceae
Source: the annotation of a GenBank genome assembly
AUGAAGGUUCCGUACACGAUUAAAUUCGCGGACGUGUCCAAGUCGUUUUACAUUCUUAACUACCUCGCGAACUCGGUGUGCAAGUUCCCGGCCGGGCCGACGAUUUUCCUGCCGACGAAUCAGGCGUGGAGCGACGCGCUCGAGGGGUACAAGAAGAGCCGCAGCAGCGGCGCGCUGUACGAAGCGCUCGACGCGGUCGCGAGCGAUCGGAUCAAGAACGCGAUUGUCUGGGCGGGGAGUAAGACCAUGAUAAACAGCACUGAGCUGUCGCGUCUCGCUGAUAAGGCGAAAUCGUGCAAAACGCUCACGACGCAUCCGAUCGGGGAGGCCGCGCGGACCGCGCUCUACAACCUGAUGUCGUUCCACACGGCGGCUUCUCGGGUUACGAUCUUGAAUCUGGAUAGCCAGUGUACCGCCACAGGCACGUCUUUCAAGACCGCGUUCAACAGCAACAACCUGAACUUCAAGUGCAACAGCACCGACACUGGUUUCAUCUCCGGUUCGGACCCCCUUGCAUCUGGCGCAACUGCUGGUACUCCGUCUGCUGUGGCAAUGAUCGACGAGCCGCAGAAGGAUUAUUUCUACGUCAACGCGGUUGUCUUCCCCAGCAACAUCUCCUCCCUGCCUGCUGCCGCUGCUACUGUCUCGCGUCUCUUCACUGCUCUGCUGGUCCUCGCCUCUGUUUUUGCCAGUGCCCUCUAG